AUGGAUGCAAGCCAAAGUUUCGUUCAGAAAUGGACUGGUCGCCCACUAGGAACACCAGAUGAUGAAGCUGAGGCCUUGCGUGCUGCUUUGUCAGAACACCCGCAUCCAAGAGCUUCAAGACCUGACUUUCUUCUUUGCACAAACCUGGCGGUCUUUUGUUGGUUGUUGCGGCGUCGGGGUAUGCGAAACAAAUUGCAGGACGUCGGGCCAGCUUUGCACGUGCUUGGAAUGGCAUUCUUGGCGGAUGUGCCGGACAUUUGGCGCUUAGAGAUGCUCGAGGACUUCCACCUUUGGUGGCAGUCAGUGGACAAGGAUAUUUUCGCAGCCUCUCAGGAGCUUCUGUCUGUCCAGAUGUGGUGGCAGAUGGGGGUCAGGAUCCCCUUCGUGCCGCUUGCUGGGACUUACCACACUGGGGCUACAUAUGAUCCACCCCAAAAACCAACGCUGCUGGUCUUGCGGAGUGCUUUUUGGCAUUUGCCGGCUGGGCGUGUUUUUGCUUCCCUGAUGGAGCGCUUCGCUUCAACGGGUGUGCACUUGGCAUGGCUGGGGCGAUAUGAUUUUUCCGUGCCAGAGCAUGGCCCGCAGGAGCCAAAGUGGCGCAGCCUCGACGAGAUGGCUCGGCACACAUGUGCGCUAGAUGUGCCAGCGGAGCUGUCGCAGCUCAAGGUGAGAGAUGUCAUGAGCAUUGGCUUGCCUUUGAUGUCGCCCGAACGUGCUUGGAUUCUGCGGUUGCUACACGAUAUGUACCGCGGUUGGGGUCAGCUGCAUGUUGAGUACAGCAGUGAGCGAACGCCUAGAAUUGAGAAGGAUGAUUGGCCUCAUGCGCCCUUCUACGAUCCUAAGGUGGACCCAAUCAGCAGGCUCUCAUAUUGGUUGCCCUUGGCUGAUCACUUUCGUUAUCCUCAUGUCCUGCACUUCGCCUCGCUGCCCGAGAUGCUCCACAUGGUGCAUCACACCAACUGGGCGGAUGUCAGUGUGAAAUUGCGUGCGCACAACCGCAAAGUGAUCAUCAACAGUGAGCAGCCCGCGACCUAG
Durusdinium trenchii is the source of this 1035-nucleotide messenger RNA. The record is from the annotation of a GenBank genome assembly. NCBI's taxonomy places the organism in Eukaryota, Dinophyceae, Suessiales, Symbiodiniaceae.